UUCGAAUAUGGAAUCUUCCGUCACAAAAACUGCCAAGGACGCACUACAAGCCAAAGCAUCGGCAUAUCGCGCCGGCUAUCGGUCGUCGUGUCACGAUGAAAAGGACACACAUUCCUACGGAUCUCUAUUGGAACAGGCUGCGACCGCGCUUAUAGGUCAAAAUCGACGCCAGACGCCGCUCAUCAAUGCUGGAUAUGCAGUGCGAAUAGCUGUUAUUCUAGAUCAAGUUGGUUCCUUUUUGAGGCUGCCGGUUUUACAUAGACAUUCGUAUGAUAUUGAGGACACGAAAUCUACAAACAGGAACCGAAAGCAACUCAUUUUUCUCGGUGCUGGUUUGGAUGUGACAGGAAUCUGGGCUGCUUUGCUAUCUGAUCCUGGUAAUGUAGAUAUUCACGUUCUUGAAGUUGACUUUCCGGACGUUGUCAACGCCAAACGUGACUUUUUGGAAAGAAACCUUAAAUGGACGAGGGCAGACGACAACGCAGGUGAGGAUGUCGUCUGCUAUUCCGUUAAUGGCUCGUCGUUGACCACAUUUACAUUGGUCGCUGCGGACCUACGGAAAGCAAGCAAGUAUGGAAACAUUGCUGGUGCGGCUCACCCAAACGUUGCGACUCUCGUUGUCUCAGAACUCGUGGUUGCAUACUUGGGCGAGGUUGUCUGCCAGACUCUGUUACAGUUUUGUGCAUCCACCCUUUGCGAAAACCGCGAAAGCGCCAUGAUUUUGUACGAACCACUCAAACCAGUCGAAUACGAUCGGUCCGUACUAAGUGCUUACCAGAGAUGCUACUACGCUCACUUCAAGGCCAAGUUAGAACGGGGUGAGUCGGAAACAGGACAACACCAUUCCGUCCUGGCACCUGUCGGCGCGUCGUGCGAAGCGGUGACGACACGACUCCUGCAGUACGGUUUUGCUUUCCCGAGAAUUAUCGAUGUGGGAACUGCAGCACUGUACGCAAGAGCGCACGGCGCCAUGCUGACCCCCUUGGAAAUGUUUGACGAACAUAUGGCUUUAGAUCUUCAUUUGCGUUCCUAUGCUCUGGCUGUAGCUUUUUCUCCGUCACGACAUAUCACAAAUCUGAUUUUGGAGCGUACUCUUUGCCCUUGGGUGACAGGAGUUCGCCCAUCUCGAUUCCAAUUAGAUCGAGUACGUGGGGGCAGCAUCGGUUGGUUGUCAGCAAUAGAACGUUGUGACGAGAAUCAAGUCCGCACGCUUUUUGAAGGUACAUACGAGCAUUUAUUUGAAAUGUACCCGGGCGUUCAUAGAAUGGUCAAAUCGGUUCUCAAAAAGGAUUUGCUAGCGACGGUCGGCAAGGACGGAGAUUCUAUUUCCGAUAUUGCGCAAAGAUUUCGGGACAUGGGUGGCUUUUUCCUAGUUGCCACUGAGUGCCACGAUAUGAGCGACACUGUCCAGCGAAAAAUUGUUGGAUGCAUAGGCUUGCGACGCUAUGCCGAAGGAAAGAAAAGUAUAGAGGGUUCAAACAUGUACGAGAUUACUCGUUUCUUUGUUGACCCACAUAUGCGCGCAUGCGGCGUCGGAAACGAACUUUGGAACUUUGCCAAAGGCUUGGUAAUGCAGCAAGACGGAUUUUCAUCGACAACAUCGAGCACGGGUGUUUCUUUCGUUGCUACCACGCCGGUGUUUUUGAAAGAAGCUAAUGCAUUUUAUCCUUCGCAAGGGUUUGUCAUCAAGAAAGAAACUACCAUGGGAGGCAUACCGAUGCGCACAUACAUACAUACAUACAACAGCACCAGCAACCGCUAA
Phaeodactylum tricornutum CCAP 1055/1 is the source of this 1762-nucleotide messenger RNA. RefSeq lists its product with no specific name. The transcript has a single exon. Bases 8 to 1762 code for a protein of 584 amino acids. Gene Ontology annotation, molecular function: acyltransferase activity, transferring groups other than amino-acyl groups; methyltransferase activity. Gene Ontology annotation, biological process: methylation. The record is from RefSeq and is a predicted model, not a curated record. Lineage: Eukaryota; Bacillariophyta; Bacillariophyceae; Surirellales; Neidiaceae.